AUGGAAACGAACUACCCACUUCAGGUUAGACCGGAAAUAGAAACACUGCACACAGGGACAGAGCAAGCAUUUGCCUUGACUGUCUGGUUCGAGCAUGAUAUCAUCCCACUUUGUGACAAUCACGCCACCCAACCACCAGCCGAUAUCAAGAAGCGUGAUUUCGAGCACAAGAAGCUAAGCGAGACGAUGCCUAUAGGGAUGCUGAAAAUGGAUGGAAUUGAAACAGGUGGUGCUAUGAUGUUACGCAAUGCCCGCAAGGACCGCAUGAAACGAUUACAACAAGCUUUACUUUGGCUGGAUGAGGCCGCAAUGACAUAG
Penicillium coprophilum is the source of this 318-nucleotide messenger RNA. RefSeq names its product BAG family molecular chaperone regulator. Gene Ontology annotation, molecular function: protein-folding chaperone binding. The coding region runs from base 1 to 318 and encodes 105 amino acids. The transcript has a single exon. Lineage: Eukaryota; Fungi; Ascomycota; Eurotiomycetes; Eurotiales; Aspergillaceae. The record is from RefSeq and is a predicted model, not a curated record.